GGCCCGGAGCCUCGUGCUGCUCCAAAGCGACAGCUUCUGGCAGCGCAAGGGGCAGACCAUCCUGCUGAAGCGGCCAGGCAGCACCUUGGAAGCCAAAGAGUUCCAGCUCCAUGCCGUGCUGGAGAUGAAAUCGGGAGCUCAGCUCGUGCGAGAAUUCAGUGAGCAUCUGUGGCCCACGGUGCAGAGCGCAGUGCUCAAGGCGGAGAGCUUGUGCCUGUGGCUACAUGGGCCGCGGGGUUGCGGCAAGAGCCGACUCGCCUGGGACAGGGGCCUUGGGCAGCUCCUGGCGCACCACGUCUUCCGCGCCCUGGAGGAGCUAGCUCUAUUGCCCAUCGACGAGGAGGAUGGCCGGAUCUUGGUGACUCUUCAGUUUCUGAAGUUUGGGGUGCAGUUUGGGCUUUGCGGGGACUGCCUCGCUGGCCCGGACUUUGAUGCGCGGCUCAAGCCGCGAGAGGCCAUGGAGACCUUCUUCCUGGAGGGCGCUGUUGAGCGAGAAGCCAGGACCCUUCCGGAGCUGCUCGCCCUGCUGGCGCGCGGCGCCGCCAGCGCCGGACCUGGACGCUUCAAGAGCGGGCGCCAGUGGCGCUGUGAGGAACGAGCCCAUGGUCUCUGCACGUUCCGAGUGCGGCGCUGCAAGGGCACGGCUGUGCACACUACCACUAUCCACCUGCUGGACCUGGUGGGUGCUGCGAUGUCAGAUCCAAAAGCUAAGAGGGGUGUGCAGCAGGAGGACAAGACGUUGAAGGCGGUUCUGCGAGUGGUCGACGCUCUGGCUGAGGGCCCUGAAUAUCAAUUCAGGGACGGCAAGCGCGCUGCGCGGCACAUCCCCUAUCGGGACGCAGUGGCGACGAAGCUGCUGCGCGAGUGCUUUGGGCACGGGCGCUCUAUGCUGGUGGCCUUUGGAGCCGAAGGCUUCGAUGCCUCGCUGGCCGCGCUGGAGCUGGCGCGUAGGCACGAGAAGUGCCGCGGAGAAGCUCGGAGCUGCGUGUUCGACCGCGCGGCCCAGCUCAGAGAGAUCGACGAGGAGGCCUCGCAGCUCUGCUCGCGCCUGGGCCUUGCCUGGGAUCCGGAUCGACGGCUGCAGCUGUCGAUGGACGCGUCGGAGGCGGAGGUGCGGCUGGCGGAGCUGCGGCUGCGGCGGGGGGUUGUGGCGGCCUGGCAGGACUGGGCCCUCCUCCGCCAGGCGCCCGGGGCGGCGGCGGCGGCGGCUUCGGCCGGUUCGGUCAAGGUUGCGUGGACGGAUUGUGGAAGCCGGCUCAAAACUUGGCACGGACCAGGUUGCGCCCUGGGCAUCACACGCGGGAAAGUUGAGGGCCUCCGGAUCGGCUUCGGCUGUGUAGGGGCGCGCGUUGCAGCCGGGGCACCGGUUCUCCAAAACGGCGUGUCAGGUGUCAUCGUAGGCGGCGGUGUCACGGGGGCUGCCAUGCUAUAUCAGCUGGCCAAGCGGGGCGUGAAGUGCGUCCUCUUCGAGAAGGGCGAGCUGACCUGUGGCGCCACCUGGCACGCCGCGGGCUUGGUGACCCGCUUCCACGGGGGCAACAACUUCCGGCUCUGGCACGAUGAGGGUGUGAACCUCUUUACAAAGUGGCAGAAGGAAGGCACGGAGCUGAGCUUCCACACCCCCGGCUCCGUGCGCUUGAUCCCGGACCAGAAGGACUAUAUCUCGGAGGCCAAGUACCAGGUGAGCAAGGCCAAGAUCUUUUCAGGGCUCUUCGAGUGCGAGGAGCAUCACAUGAUCUCGCCCGACGAGAUCAAGGAAAAGCACCCCUUGGUGAGCCUUGAUGGCAUCUACGGGGGCAUCUACACCACAGGGGAUGGCCACAUCGACCCCAGCAGCGUCACCAACGCUUUCGCGGAGCGGGCUAGAGCUCUGGGCGGCGUGAUCGAGCAGAAGACCGAAGUGGUAGGCCUCACGCUUUUGCCCAGCAAGCAGUGGGAAGUGAUCACCCGCAGCGGUGGAGAAGAGAAGCGCACGGUGGCGGACUUUGUGCUGAACUGCGCAGGUCUGUGGUGUGACAAGGUGGGCGCCAUGGCUGGGGUGCGGAUCCCCUCGGUGGUGCUGCAGCACCAGUACUGCAUCACCGAGCCGAUCCCAGAGGUCAAGGAGUACCACGAGAAGCAUGGUCACCAGCUACCAGUUCUCCGGGAUUUGAAGGGCUCCUUUUAUGUCCGUGACGAGCGCGAUGGCAUUUUGGUGGGCCCGUACGAGAGCGCAGAGACCAUGCAGUUGGCGCCAGAGGAGUGGCGGAAGACGGGGAUGCCCAACGAGUACGCCAACUUCCUUUUUGAGGGCGACGUGGACCGUCUGAUGCCGCACCUGGAGCGGGCGAUGGAGAUUUUGCCCCCGCUGGCCGAAGUAGGUAUGAAGACGGUGCUCAACGGGCCCACCAUGUGGCCGGCAGAUGGGAACCACUUGGUGGGCCCGGCGCCCGAGUGGGACGUGGCGCCCAACUUCUGGCUGGCCUGUGCAGAGUCGUAUGGCAUUGCCCACAGCGCUGGUCUGAGCAGAUACCUCGCUGAUUGGAUCUGCACGGGGGAGCCUCCUUACGAGCUCAAGGAGGCAGAUCCUGCCAGGUACGGCGCCUGGGCGACCAAGGACUGGGUGGCCACCAAGGUGCGGGAGGCCUACGGCAUGAAUAACCACGUGCACUACCCAAACGAGAACCUGCUCGGUGGCAGGCCCGUUGAACCUGUGCCCAACAAGGACAUCUACGAUGUGCUGCAUGCGGCAGGGUGCCAAUUCGGCUUCCACAACGGCUGGGAGUCCGCGAACUACUUCGACCCGCAGGCGGUGGGCCAGCACGGCAACGCCAAGGGCUCCUUCCACCGCCCGCCGUACCAGGACCUGGUGGAGAACGAGUGUCGGGGCAUGGCCAGCUUUGGGGGUAUUUGUUAUUGGCCCUUCGCCAAGUACCACGUCUCUGGGCCAAGGGCCAAGGAGUUCUUAGAUCGCCUAGUGCCCAACAGGCUACCAAACGUGGGCCGGUGUGCGCUCUCGUACUUCCUGACGCCGCAGGGGAAGAUCGGCUCCGAAGUGAUGCUGGUCCGCCUGGCCGAGGAGAAGUUCUAUGUGGUGAGCUAUCCGGAGCAGGAGCUCUUCGAUUGGCGGUGGAUGCAGAUGAACAAAACCGAGGGCGUAGAGAUCGAGAACGUUACCGCAGACUUCGGCACGCUGAUGGUGUCGGGCCCAGAGAGCCGCCGGGUGCUGGGCCAAAUGGCCGGGGACGAGGAGGCCUGGUCCAAGGACAACUUCAAGUUUUAUGCCUGGCGGGAAGUCGAGCUGGCAGGGAUUCCGUGCCGGGCAUUGCGGGUCUCCUUCACCGGCGAGCUCGGCUGGGAGCUACAUCCGGCCACACAGGACGUGGCCAGGCUGUACCACGCCCUGAAAGCCGCAGAGCCAGGGCUCAACGACUGGGGCGGCUAUGCCAUGGGCUCCUUCCGCCUGGAGAAAGGCUUCAAGGCCUUUGGCUCCGACAUGACGAGGGACCAUCAGGCCCUCGAAGCUGGCAUCAGCGGCAAGUUCCUGCGCAUGGAGAAGGACUUCGUAGGCCGGGACGCGCUGGCAGCCAACCCCACGCCAGCGCGAAGGCUCGUCCACCUGGCAGUGUCAGCCCCGGAAGGUAGCGACUGCGUAGGGAACGAGCCCAUCUUGAACGACAGCACAGGAGAAGUUGUCGGCUUCACCACCAGCGGUGGGUAUGGCUAUUUGGCGAAGCAAAGCAUUGCCUUCGGAUACGUGUCCGCUGAAGCCUUGGACUCCAACGCGGCGCUCGCGGUGGAGGUUCUCGGACAGAGAUGCCCGGUGAAGGUUCAGGAGAAGGGCUUUCCGGUUGCCAAGCCUGAGGUCAGUCCCGGAACCUUCGCCCAGGCAUCCGCCAGGCGCGCCGGAGUCCGCUGA
This is a messenger RNA of Effrenium voratum, 3898 nucleotides long. NCBI's taxonomy places the organism in Eukaryota, Dinophyceae, Suessiales, Symbiodiniaceae. The record is from the annotation of a GenBank genome assembly.